Molecule: messenger RNA, 2323 nt
Organism: Lactuca sativa (garden lettuce)
Lineage: Eukaryota; Viridiplantae; Streptophyta; Magnoliopsida; Asterales; Asteraceae
Product: kinesin-like protein KIN-13B
Biological process (GO): microtubule-based movement; microtubule depolymerization
Cellular component (GO): microtubule
Molecular function (GO): microtubule binding; microtubule motor activity; ATP binding
Source: RefSeq, a predicted model, not a curated record
UUCACACCCUUGUUCCCCUUGUCCCCGGACUUCAAAAUUCAAAUCUUUCUUGAAAACAAUUCCAAAACCUUUUUCUACUGUUUCUGGCUACCCAGCUAGAAUAAUUAAUACCCAAACUAAUCCCACCGCUUAAUUCAUUCAAAGACUCGAUUCUUCGGUGCCAUGUACUCUUUCUCUCUCUUCAUGGAUUCAAUUCAAUAAAGAAAUGCUUCAGUGAUACAAAAAGCAGAGAUUGGGGGAAAGAAUUUGAAGUAAAACAUCGAACUACUUUUCAAUUUUGAGGGUUUGAGUGUCGGUGUUCAGUAUGAACGCGCUGGGAAGACACGGCCAAAGAUCUGGGUCAUCGGCGGCGGCGCAACACCAGCGUCAGUACACCGAUAACUUCGUAGACGUCAGUUCUUCAUCUAAUGGCCAAUGGCUACAAUCUGCUGGUUUACAGCACCUCCAACAGCAAUCUUCCAACACUUCUUCAUCCAUGGACUUUGGUUACUAUAAUGGUAAUGGAGCUCAAGAUUCGAGAAUGUAUAACAACAGUAGAAACAUCAGUACACAGAUGUCCGUAACCGGAGGGACUAAUUUGUUCACAGAGCCAUUCUCGCCGCCGGCUCGCCAUAAAAAGUUCGGUGGGGUCGGCGGCGAUGAUCCCAGCGACUUUAGUCCCGGUCUCUUGGAUCUACAUUCCCAUGACACCGAACUUAUUUCCGACGUGCCAAUGUCCGGUGCUUCAUUGUACGCAGAUCCGUACUACGAAAACAGCAAACAGAACAGUAAAAAAGAUAAGGGCAGCACAGUUGCAAAGAUUAAAGUUGUGGUGCGUAAGAGACCAUUGAACAAAAAAGAGUUAGCAAAAAACGAGGAAGAUAUAGUUACUACCGAAAGCCAUUCCAAUUGCCUUGCAGUUCAUGAAACAAAACUCAAGGUUGACCUAACAGAAUACUUGGAGAAACAUGAAUUUGUGUUUGAUGCAGUGCUAAAUGAGGAGGUUUCUAAUGAUGAGGUUUAUCAUGAAACUGUGGAACCCAUUGUUCCAAUAAUUUUUCAACGAACAAAAGCAACAUGUUUUGCAUAUGGGCAAACAGGAAGUGGAAAGACUUUUACAAUGAAACCAUUACCUCUUAAAGCAUCACGUGAUAUCUUGAGAUUAAUGCAUCACACAUAUCGAGGCCAAGGUUUUCAAUUACAUUUCAGUUUCUUUGAGAUAUACGGAGGCAAACUUUUCGAUCUCCUCAAUGAUAGAAAAAAACUUUGCAUGAGAGAAGAUGGAAGCAAACAAGUAUGCAUAGUGGGGUUGCAAGAAUACAGAGUCUCAGAUGUGGAAACAAUCAAGGAGUUAAUUGAUAGAGGGAAUUCAACAAGAAGCACAGGGACAACAGGGGCAAAUGAGGAAUCUUCAAGAUCACAUGCCAUUCUUCAACUUUGUGUUAAGAGAUCUGUUGAUGGAAGUGAAUUAAAACCUGCUAAAGUUGUUGGAAAGCUCUCGUUUAUAGAUCUUGCAGGAAGUGAAAGAGGUGCAGAUACAACUGAUAAUGAUAAGCAAACAAGAAUGGAAGGUGCUGAGAUUAAUAAAAGUUUGCUUGCAUUAAAAGAAUGCAUAAGAGCUCUAGACAAUGAUCAAGGUCACAUUCCUUUUCGUGGAAGUAAAUUAACAGAAGUAUUGAGGGAUUCCUUUGUUGGAAAUUCAAGAACAGUUAUGGUUUCUUGCAUUUCACCAAAUGCUGGAUCAUGUGAACAUACUCUCAACACCUUACGAUAUGCAGAUAGGGUGAAAAGUCUCUCAAAAGGGAACAAGAAAGAGACAAUAAACCUCAAGGAAUCGACAACUCAACCUGAAGAAGAUGAUUAUGAUGUUGACACCACAGAAGAGUUUUAUGAGCCAAAAUUAGAAUCAAGAAACUGGAACCCAGAUGAUGAUUUGAAUGCACUUUUAAAGGAGGAAGAGGAGCUUGUAGAUGCUCAUAGGAAACAAGUGGAGGAUACAAUGAAUAUCGUUAGAGUGGAGAUGAAUUUACUUGUGGAAGCAGAUAAACCAGGGAAUCAGCUGGAUGAUUACGUGGCAAAAUUAAACACAGUUUUGGCUCAAAAGGCUGCAGCCAUUUUGCAAUUACAGAAUCGUUUGGCUCAUUUUCAAAAGCGGCUUAGGGACCAUAAUGUUUUGGUUUCAUCCUCUGGUCUAUAAUUACAUUUCAAAACACUAAAUGUAGUUUUUUUUUUUCAUUACUUGUUGAUGCGAUUUUAUUUUUUCAAUAUACUUGAUGAAUACUGAAAGAUUAAUAAACUUUUUAUGAUGAGAAUCCAUAAGCAGUGUAUGAUUAUGUUGCUAUAA